UGUAAGAAGGUUAACAGAAGGACACGGAUACUAGUUUAAGCGUAUAACAACCUUCUCAGGGUCCUUUUGUCAUCUUCCAUAUAGGGAUAGUAAGCACCUCACUCCUCCGCCGAUCUAUCGCCAGGGAACUUGUCAGCAAGCACGAUCGAAAUGCGACCACAUGAUACAUGCAACUGUGCAAAACGGGGGAGUUCCGUCGCCCUAGUUACGCUUGCGCUGCUUGCCUGCAGUCUCCGGUUCGCAGGUGCCGCCACUGUCAAGACAAAGACCAAGUAUCUCUACGCGUGGGCAGGCGCCCAGGAUCCAGCCCUUGCAAGGGACUCGCUCUUUGUGUUCAGCGUGCAGCCCGGCCCUGAUUUUGGCAAGCUGCUAAACAUUGUAGAGACUCCUUACAAUGGACUGGAGCCGCAUCACUGCCGGACCUCCGUCACCGGCCGCUGGCUGGCCUGCAGCUGCAUGCUGGCCGUCUUCUUCAAGCUGCCUUCCAUCAUCUUCUUCAGCCUCGCUGAUCCCGCCAAGCCUGUGAUGCUGACCAAUGUCACCCUUCCUAUCCACAGCGCCGUCGCCGACGAAUUUGUAGCCACGCCGGAUGGCGGUUUCCUGGCAACCAUGAUGACCAAUGCCAGCGGCUGGGCACCUGGUAGGGUGGCGCGCUAUGAUGGGAACCUCAACUUGGUCGGAGAGUACCCACAAGACCUGAGCGAACUGGCCCCCGCACCCGGCUUCAACCCGCAUGGCAUUGGCGCCGACUUCAAGCAUCAGACGAUGCUUACCGUGGAUUACUUGGAGCCCGCAAGUAGCCUAGUGGGCAACACUCUAACGUACAGGAACACCGCGCGGCUGUGGAGCCUGAAGAACAUGAGCAUCAUUGGAACGUACGUCCUGCCGAAAACGGAAAAGUCGAAGGGCGCAAUGGACGCCGUCGCCAUUGGCGAGACAGGAGCCUACUACCUCACAGGGGGUAACGGCUAUCUCUACUACCUGGACGGCCAGAAGGGGAAGAAGGCAAUGCCGGAGAUUGUCUACAACUCUGGAACACGCGACUCGGUGUCCUGCAUCCUGCAGCCCUUCCGCGGAGGCACGCGUCUGCUGUUGGCCAUGUUUGGCUUGGAUCGGGUGCUGCUGAUGGAUACGACCAACCCCCGGAAGCCAAUGCUUCUGGACAUAUACCAGUUCCCUCUUGGCACCGGCGGACACGUGGUUCGAGUCUCCAACAAUGAGAAGCUUGCUGCCGUCGCCACUUACUUCUUGGAGGAAGGGGCCAUUGGACAGAUUCAUCAUCCCGGCGACUGCACCAUUCGCUUCCUGAGACUGAACGCACAGGGGACACGGUUUAUUAGGGAUGAGUGGCCCUAUACCCGCAGCCCCGUGAUCAACUUCACCGAGCUGUUUCCCGGCAAGGGAGGAUUCCGCACCCACGGGGUGGCAUUCUUGUAGAUGGGUCAUGCUGCUGUCGACAUAGUACCGCAUGAUGACCUUACUAAUUAUGCAGGUUAGGUAUCUGUUUGGCACCGCCACUUACGCGUUAAGGCGCGAUUGCACCUACAUACGGAGACGUCCAUAACAAGGUAGCCUCAUUGCGGAGACAGGGUUGCAUGCAUUGCACGUGCAUCUGCAGGUCUGCAUGCAUGGCAUGUGCGUUGCGUUGUGCCUCCCAGCUGGGCCCUUAUUUGCUGCUUUGAGGGUCGUACCAAGGUCAUGGCCCGUUACUGUGGAGCCCUGCUUUGUUGCUGGGCUGUGUUAGACCCUUAUAGUGUUAUAGAUAGGACUGUGUUGUUUCUUGGUUGAAGAAAUCCUCGUCAUUGUGAUAGCCACUUUUACAUAGAUCGGAUAGAUGUAUGCGCCGGAAAUGCUCAUAGUGCAUAUGGGAGCGCAUGCGGUAUGCUGGCAGACUCGCUAUGUGUGCUGUGCGGAUGUUCAGGGCAGACGUCGAGGUACGGUAUUGCGUAAGUUAACCGGAUUAUCGGCUAAGUUUGUGAUUCGAGUGUUUCGUAACGCUCCGCCGGGGUCCUGGUGCCGUGACGGUUGAAGGAGAAAGGCGGUUAGAAGUUCUCCGGUAGGUAUGAGUAUCUGCAACCGAAUAGGGUAUUGAGUUGCUCCUUUAUGUAGACGUGCGUUUUUGUAUUGUUUUGUAUUAAGCAUAUGUCAAUGUUGAUAACAUGUAUUAUUGAAGCUCGCAUCGAAUCGUGCCGAGCGAGGGCGUUCGCCUAGUAGAAGGC
Molecule: messenger RNA, 2219 nt
Organism: Astrephomene gubernaculifera
Lineage: Eukaryota; Viridiplantae; Chlorophyta; Chlorophyceae; Chlamydomonadales; Astrephomenaceae
Source: the annotation of a GenBank genome assembly